AUGUCAAAUUCUUACAAGAUGGCGGCAGCUAUCAGCGUGGCAAUCUCCCCCGCUCUUGGUAUCACGCACACGACUCCGACUAAGCGGAUCAGCCGUCAGACCGGCGCCCCCAAACCUCGAGCUGCGACGUCUGUGGUGAAGCCCAUUGCGAAAAGCAAGGGACACUCGAGCUCCAACUACUGGAUGUCUGACAAGCAGGCCAAGACGCCCAUGACUCAAGAGGCUGCGUCGCGGAUCCAGUCUGCAGAAGCGAAGGCCGGGGAUGGCGGCGUGAAAGCCGGAAGCUUCGCGGCGCGCGCGCAAUCCGCGGCCGCGCGGAACGAGAGAGGCAGAGACAAGGGGGGUUCUCAGUCUGAAAAUCCUUCUUUCGGGUACAAGGGGGACCAAUCCGGGGGCGAGGAAGACUAUUGGAGCGAGUGA
Molecule: messenger RNA, 420 nt
Organism: Klebsormidium nitens
Lineage: Eukaryota; Viridiplantae; Streptophyta; Klebsormidiophyceae; Klebsormidiales; Klebsormidiaceae
Source: the annotation of a GenBank genome assembly